Molecule: messenger RNA, 861 nt
Organism: Saprolegnia parasitica CBS 223.65
Lineage: Eukaryota; Oomycota; Saprolegniomycetes; Saprolegniales; Saprolegniaceae
Exons: 3
Coding region: 36-779 (247 amino acids)
Source: RefSeq, a predicted model, not a curated record
CGACGCGCGGGUCCACCGUCCCGGUCGGAAGCAGCAUGAACACACAAGCACGGCCGACGCGACAGGCGCCCGACAUUCUCCACCUCGCCCAAGCGGCCGAGUUUCACAACCGGGGGGCCGCCUUCACUGCGUCUCGCCCGGUGAGUCGACCAACCCAAGCCUCGAAUGCAAUGCCCAACUUUCGAGAGCAAGCGGCGGCUGCGCGGCGGGCUGUCUUUGAAGAGCGCCGGCGCGCCGCCGUUGAGGCCCGCAUCAAGCAGCAGGAGGAGCGAUCGACCAAGCGCAAGAAGCCGUCGUCGUCGACGACGAUGUUUGCGCCGCUGCCCGUCUCGGCGAUGCAAGACUCGCUACUGCGGUCGCCGCACCUUGUGUCGUCGCCGUCCAAUAUGCUUUCGUUUUCAUCGCAGAACCACCUCGGACACGCCUUCUUCCUCCCGCACCAUCCCCACCACAACGACCUUUUGCACGACCCACAGCACAACCAUUUGGCCAAGAAACUCAAGAAACUCACAAAGACCGAAGACGUCGACCGACAAAAGCGUGAAAUGAAAAAGGAAGCGCGCGUGCGCGAGUACGAGAUCGCGCUCGCGAUGCGCUGGGCCGCCGAGACCAAGCGACGCGAGGAAGCCGCCCAGCGCCGCGCCCAAGUCGAUGCGCUCCGCCGCCGCGUCGAGCAGGAGCGAGAGGAGAAGCGACAGCUGGCCAAGAUCAAGAAGCGCACCAAGCUCUCGACCGAUGCGUCAUCGCCGCACAACUACGACGUGUUCCAUGCCCUCUAAAGGACCGCGACGCUGUUUGUUUUGUCAUAGUUUGCUGUUUUUAAUUAAAAUGACACCGUGCGUCGUGGUAUAUCUUGUGGAC